Halichondria panicea is the source of this 2288-nucleotide messenger RNA. RefSeq lists its product as uncharacterized. The record is from RefSeq and is a predicted model, not a curated record. The coding region runs from base 1656 to 2150 and encodes 164 amino acids. The transcript has 3 exons. NCBI's taxonomy places the organism in Eukaryota, Metazoa, Porifera, Demospongiae, Suberitida, Halichondriidae.
UUGGCUACCGUUUGAUUGACUACACAAUAACAGUAUAAGCGCUUGAUAGGACCAUUGAUUGCCAGCUAGAUACACCUGGUAAAGUCAACUCUCAGACUCUGGCCAUAUAUCGCUUGUAUACACUAUGCUCAGCCUGAGCCUGAGGUGGUUGGGCUUGGAAUGUAUUGUCUCAAGGUGAACGCGAGCGAUAUAAAUCAAUACAGUAGACUCUCGGUCACCCUUGGGACCAUGCAGCUUGGCCGGAAUAGCGAGGUGGCUGUAGCUCAGGAAAUAGCCGCGGCUUAAAAACUACCUUACCUCGAAUCUAAUGACUACUUUUGCGGUUCUUGUCUCGAGUAUAAUGUAGGAUAAUGAAUCAUUCUGUUCUCUAUUUAAGUGUAAUCCAAUUUUAUUUGCUAAACCACACCCAAAACGUCAUAUCCGGCCGUAAUAUACGUAUAAAAUUAAAUUGAAAACUUUGUUUGGGACAGCCAGCACUGGCCGGUAAACGGAAUAGCAAAUGGCCGUACUUCAGGGUGAGUUUUAUGCAGUAAAGAUAUAGCUAGCAUUCCGUGCCAAGCCAAAUGACCGGUAUAUCGAGGUGGCCGUACUUCAGAGCCGGAAUAGCGAGAGUCUACUGUACACCCUUUCAUCAUUGGAAAUUGUACACUAUAAACUAUAAGCCCAAUAUCAAGAUUAUAUUUUCUUCAUUUUCAAAUGAUACUCACCAUCAGAGGGCAUAUAAUAAUAUUAUGUUUAAGUGUCGGAGGGGUCUUUGAGAAGCAUGCAUUAGACAAUAAGGUUCCCGGGUUUUAGAGGCGAAACAUGGAUGGUGUCAGAGCUACUACCGUAUAUAACAUGUAGAGGGUAUAAUUAUUUCGAGGGUAUAAAAUGUUCGUGGUUUUCGCGUGUACCGCGAACAUUUAUAACCGCGAAUUUAAUAUCACAUGCAUGCAUGCUGCAAAAAGGCUGCUAUUCCACGAAAAUUAAAUCCGCGAAAACCUUUCUAAAGGCAUUUCCACAAUUAUUUAUACCCUUGAAAUAUACCCGCUAUACGGUAUAUAGACUUCAUUGUAGAAGAAUCACGUGAAUCGGUCCGUUGCCAAUCCCUUUCUCUUCAAUCUAUGGUAUUACUAGAAUAUUUUGCAAGCAUCAAACAUAAUUAUGUGAACUUUGCGAGGGUUGAUCAAUUCGCAACAGUAAAAUCGCAAAAGUACUGGUUAAUACACACGAUCCUUGAAUGAGCAGCUGAAACGCAGUUGUCAAUCCAUGGCUCGUAUAGACACUUUUAAUAGAUAGCUUAGGUGCAGUCUACUAUAGCUUAACUAUAUUCAGGGCCACACGAAGAUUACAAAAAAGGAUACUGAAAGCUCACAAGCUAGCUGUUUUCCUUGCAAUUGGCCAUUUAAGUACAUAUACUUUUUUUGCGAGUGUUUCCAGGCCUGGAACGAAAAACGUUUCAUAUAGCCUCAAGUAUGGUAAGAAGUAUCCUAUAAGAGCAAGAACACAGAGCUAGAACUAUUUUUAAAAUGGUUACUGGAUUGCAACACACCAGUAAGAGCGUGGAGCGUUCCUUAUAUGGAAGAUGUGUACACACUGUGGUCUGUUUUACUACGUAAGUGUAUGAGCAUACAUGUAUAAGGAUAAGGAACCAGGCACUCCUGAAGGAACCCACAAUGCUCAACACCUUUCAUCAGGACACAGCGAUGGCCUACCCAGGUGAAAGCUAUAAAAUGGCAAAUUACGGGUGGAAAAACUAUACACCAGAGCAAGCAAAAGAACAGUGGAGAGAAAGUGUGCAUCGAGAAAACAAGAUUGCUAAGUACCACUCAGCUGAGUCAGCUACCAGAAAAUCUAUGGAAGAUUCAAGUAGUGACACAACUAGAUCUACGAUCAACUACUUCGAUAACCAGAAGACGUAUACACUUAUGUCAACGUACGAUCGCACAUUUCACAUCAAAGAAGGUUACUGCAUGAAGUUAAAGAGAGAUGAUAUGGAGCACACGCAAAGAUUGAACGUUCACGCUGAAGAAGUGAAUAAAGAUGUCCCAAUCGUGACAUCAUCGGAGUACGGUCACAGACCUCCAUUGGAACAUCCACACAGGAAGCAUGUACGAAUUGGACUGGUACAGAGAGAGUUUUAUAGAUCCUGUGGAACUAAUAUUUUAUGAACCUAACUAUAAUAUUGUACUUUACUUUAGAAACAGUUUAGUUAGUUUUGUGCUGUUACCGUUGUGUACCAUUGUAGCGGUAUACACUUUUGCAGAAAAACCAUUAGAAAGGAUUUCGCAGAUUAAAUGUUUGUAGAG